Messenger RNA from Phialemonium atrogriseum, 231 nucleotides. Its product is annotated as 8 kDa subunit-domain-containing protein. The record is from RefSeq and is a predicted model, not a curated record. The transcript is spliced from 4 exons. Gene Ontology annotation, cellular component: RNA polymerase III complex; RNA polymerase II, core complex; RNA polymerase I complex. Lineage: Eukaryota; Fungi; Ascomycota; Sordariomycetes; Cephalothecales; Cephalothecaceae. Gene Ontology annotation, biological process: transcription by RNA polymerase II; tRNA transcription by RNA polymerase III; transcription by RNA polymerase I. The coding region runs from base 1 to 231 and encodes 76 amino acids. Gene Ontology annotation, molecular function: DNA binding; zinc ion binding.
AUGAUCAUUCCCAUCCGGUGCUUUUCUUGUGGCAAGGUGGUAGGAGAUCUCUGGGAGAGAUACCUGAGGCUUGUCGAUAACAACGUCGAAGAUGGUGAUGCUAUGGACCAGCUCGGGCUCAAGCGCUACUGCUGCCGGCGCAUGGUCAUGACCCACGUUGACCUUAUUGAGAAGCUUCUCAAAUAUACCCCCGAUGGACGCAACGAGAAGAAGAUUGCCCUUCAUCCUUGA